CCACCAUGGAGGACGCUGAAUCUGAGAGCAUCUAUAUGAACAUCGAAGAUACUGAGAAGAGUGCCAGUCAGACUAAAGUCAAUGACGGUGACUACCUGAACACUUCAGCACAGAAACCAGGUUCUCAGGCUGUUUCUGAGGGGAGGCAGGUGCACUCUGGUAGGCCAGCUGCAGUGUGUCUGGGGCUGCUGUGUGUCCUCCUGCUGGCUGUUAUUAUGGGUCUGAGUACAAAACAUAAUGCAGAGAAAGAGCAGUUGAGAAACAGUUAUGCCAACAUGACUAUGGAGAGAGACCAGUUACAGAACAGUUAUGUCAAUAUAACUAAAAAGAAAGACCAGUUAUGGAGCACUUAUAAUGACUUAUCUAAACAGAGAGACCAGUUACAGAACAGAUUUGACAGUAUAUCAAAGGAGAGAGACCAGUUAUUGGACACUAACAACAGGCUGGCUAUAGAGAGAAGCAAGCUACAGACCAGCUAUGAAGUCCUGUCCAAGGAAAGAGAUGCACUUCAGAGGCAGCUCACAGAGAAGGCUUGUCCAGCUGGAUGGACAAAGUUCAUGUCCAGCUGUUACUACGUUUCCUUCUAUGAGCGAACCUGGGAUCAAAGCAGGCAAGACUGCAGAAUGAAAGGAGCAGACCUGGUGAUCAUCAACAGCAGAGAGGAACAGAUAUUUGUUUCUGGACUUGGAAAGACUUUGUGGAUUGGUCUGACUGACCAGGCCAUAGAGGGGCACUGGAAAUGGGUGGAUGGCACGUCGCCAGGAACUGGGUAUUGGUUGCCUGGUGAGCCGAAUAACGCUCACUAUCAAGGUGAGAACUGCGCUGAGGUAGUUCAUCGUGUUGGCUCCAGUGACACACUAUCCAGCUGGAACGAUAUGUUGCAAGAUGUUACAAGUUCUCUGUGCCUCAAAACCACACCUAGGUCUGCUAGCCUAUACAGAGAGAGAAUGGCAGAGGAAAUCUGUGAUGAUGAGAGCAGCUUUGAACUGGGUGAGAUGGACAGAGAAGAGUUGACAGUGGUCAUUUAUGCAACUGCAGAUGGUGUUAGAGCUCAGGAUGUCAGCACAAAGGGAGAGACCUGGAUGAAGCAGACAGAUGUGAAUGUGAAGGAUGAGAAUGUAGAGAGAGAAACUCUCUUAUCCAGUAUCCGAAAACUGACUGAAGAAAAAGACCAACUAAACAAAACCUUGACUAAGGAAAUCCUCACAAUGCAGACCAAAUAUGAUGAUUUGUUGAAACAGCUGGAGAAGCUCCAUUUAAAAGGUUGGAGGAGGUUUGGAAGCAGCUAUUACUACUUCUCUACUGAGAAGAGCUGGAGUGCAGCCAGGCAGGACUGCAUAGAGAGAGGAGCAGAUCUGGUGAUCAUAAACAGCACAGAGGAACAGGAGUUCAUUAAAAUGGCAAACAAAAAUGCCUGGAUUGGUUUAACUGAUGCACAAACAGAGGGACAAUGGAAGUGGGUGGACGGGUCACCACUAACAGCUGCAUUCUGGAGAGAUGGUGAACCCAAUGAAGCUCAAGGAGGGGAAGACUGUUCCCUCUUCCACCCCAGUAGUCCUACUCUGCAGACAUGGAAUGAUGCACCCUGCUCUAUUGAAUCAGGCUGGAUCUGUGAAUCUACACUGCCACCUAAAGGCUUCAGUAGUUAAAGCCAUUU
Colossoma macropomum (tambaqui) is the source of this 1657-nucleotide messenger RNA. RefSeq lists its product as uncharacterized. Gene Ontology annotation, molecular function: signaling receptor activity. The record is from RefSeq and is a predicted model, not a curated record. Lineage: Eukaryota; Metazoa; Chordata; Actinopteri; Characiformes; Serrasalmidae. The transcript is spliced from 11 exons. Bases 6 to 1649 code for a protein of 547 amino acids.